Molecule: messenger RNA, 4762 nt
Organism: Symphalangus syndactylus (siamang)
Lineage: Eukaryota; Metazoa; Chordata; Mammalia; Primates; Hylobatidae
Gene: SLC38A1
Product: solute carrier family 38 member 1
Biological process (GO): amino acid transmembrane transport; L-glutamine transport
Cellular component (GO): plasma membrane
Molecular function (GO): L-glutamine transmembrane transporter activity
Source: RefSeq, a predicted model, not a curated record
CUCCCGCGGCCAUCCUCAUGCUGCGCCCUUCCCACAAUGCAACUCCCUCUCUCCUUCGGCCCCGGUGGGGCUCUGGAGUACCCAAAAUGCAGGCCCCAGCGGAACGCACAGCCCUCCUGUCCUCCGCCGGUGCCCCUUUAGCCGCCCCACCCCCAUCCCUAAGGGCUCUCAUUCUCCAGCUGCAGCCGCAGCUGGGUUCCGAACACGCAGCCUGGGCCCAGGAGGGAGAGGGGCAGGUGCCAGGGCGGCGCGCAGCCUCUGCUCCCGGUGCCACCUUCAGUGCGCCGGGCACACGCGCGCCCCGCAACCCCUCCCUCACCCUUUCCCCGUUGCUCAAUCUCCGCCAGCCGCGGUCGCUGCAUCGUCAGAGCUGCAAGAGGGAGGCAGCAAGGCGCGGCCGCCAGCAGUGACACCAUGUGACCGGCACGGCUCACUGACACGCAGCUUUGGUUAAAGAGCGGGCGCACAGGAGGGGAGGAGACGGCGCGCGGGACGGGGAGGAAUGGCCUGUCCCCGUUAAACCAUCACAAGCUAUGGUUGCGGAAGGGCCACGCGCCCCCCAGUAGGGGAAUGACUCCGAUUCGUGACCCGCAGCGCCGGUGCAUGUCGAUGUAAGUGCGAGGCCGGCGAGCAGAGUGUGAGUGGGGGUUGGUGGUGAGGGGAGAUUCUGAUGCAAUCCGCCCGGAAAGGAGGAGAGCCAGGCGAGCGCGGACUGGGACAGCCACGCCACUCCGUCUGAAGGUCGCCAGGAGCCUCCGCCCUUCACCUUCCUCGGAAAUCCGCCAGGCCACGCCAAGCUCCCUGCCCAGCCCUCACUGACGGGGGCCACAUUUUCCCGGCCUCCGCAGCCAGACCUUGACACAAAGGACAUCAAACUGCCGAGGGUAAAAACCCCGGAAGGGCGGACACCUCCAUAUCGCCUUUUGCCACCUUUCCCUUUAUUUCCGGAGAUAUUUAUUGAGUGUCUACUGUGUGCCAGGCACUAUAUCUAUGUGCAUAGAAAAACCCUGGAAGGCCAUACAACAAUAUAUAGAGAGAGUGAUCGUCUCUGCUUGCUGAGAUAACAGGGGUGUCAAGCUUCCAUUUUGGUAUCUACUUAUAAAUACACUCAGAACAGGAGAAAUUUGGACUAAUUUUCAAACUACAGAUACUUUCUAAUCAUGAUGCAUUUCAAAAGUGGACUCGAAUUAACUGAGUUGCAAAACAUGACAGUGCCUGAGGAUGAUAACAUUAGCAAUGACUCCAAUGAUUUCACCGAAGUAGAAAAUGGUCAGAUAAAUAGCAAGUUUAUUUCUGAUCGUGAAAGUAGAAGAAGUCUCACAAACAGCCAUUUGGAAAAAAAGAAGUGUGAUGAGUAUAUUCCAGGUACAACCUCCUUAGGCAUGUCUGUUUUUAACCUAAGCAACGCCAUUAUGGGCAGUGGGAUUUUGGGACUCGCCUUUGCCCUGGCAAACACUGGAAUCCUACUUUUUCUGGUACUUUUGACUUCAGUAACAUUGCUGUCUAUAUAUUCAAUAAACCUUCUAUUGAUCUGUUCAAAAGAAACAGGCUGCAUGGUGUAUGAAAAGCUGGGGGAACAAGUCUUUGGCACCACAGGGAAGUUCGUAAUCUUUGGAGCCACCUCUCUACAGAACACUGGAGCAAUGCUGAGCUACCUCUUCAUCGUAAAAAACGAACUGCCCUCUGCCAUAAAGUUUCUAAUGGGAAAGGAAGAGACAUUUUCAGCCUGGUACGUGGAUGGCCGCGUUCUGGUGGUGAUAGUUACCUUUGGCAUAAUUCUCCCUCUGUGUCUCUUGAAGAACUUAGGGUAUCUUGGCUAUACUAGUGGAUUUUCCUUGAGCUGUAUGGUUUUUUUCCUAAUAGUGGUUAUUUACAAGAAAUUUCAAAUUCCCUGCAUUGUUCCAGAACUAAAUUCAACAAUAAGUGCUAAUUCAACAAAUGCUGACAUGUGUACGCCAAAAUAUGUUACCUUCAAUUCAAAGACCGUGUAUGCUUUACCCACCAUUGCAUUUGCAUUUGUCUGCCACCCAUCAGUCCUGCCAAUUUACAGUGAGCUUAAAGACCGAUCACAGAAAAAAAUGCAGAUGGUUUCAAACAUCUCCUUUUUCGCCAUGUUUGUUAUGUACUUCUUGACUGCCAUUUUUGGCUACUUGACAUUCUAUGACAACGUGCAGUCAGACCUCCUUCACAAAUAUCAGAGUAAAGAUGACAUUCUCAUCCUGACAGUGCGGCUGGCUGUCAUUGUUGCUGUGAUCCUCACAGUGCCGGUGUUAUUUUUCACGGUUCGUUCAUCUUUAUUUGAACUGGCUAAGAAAACAAAGUUUAAUUUAUGUCGUCAUACCGUGGUUACCUGCAUACUCUUGGUUGUUAUCAACUUGUUGGUGAUCUUCAUACCCUCCAUGAAGGAUAUUUUUGGAGUCGUAGGAGUUACAUCUGCUAACAUGCUUAUUUUCAUUCUUCCUUCAUCUCUUUAUUUAAAAAUCACAGACCAGGAUGGAGAUAAAGGAACUCAAAGAAUUUGGGUCUGGUGAAGUUCAAGGGCAUCUUGAAGGUGGUGCACUUGGAGACAGUGAGGGAAGCAGGGGUGAAGUGGCUGCUACCUGAGUCCCUUCUGGAGCUCCAUUUUGCUUGGUCUUGGAGAAGGCUUCUCAGCUGCCCUCCCAGCUAGUGUAAGCACUGCAAUUGUACCUGUUACCUGAGUCAACAGAUCCAGAUGAGAGGUGUAGGCAGGAGGGUCAUCCCUGUGCAUUUAGGAAAAGCAGCACUGAUGCUAGUAGAGCAUCCAGUUCCCCAACAUGAUCACCCCUGAAGCCUUAAUUCCCAAAUCCUUCCAAGCCUUAUCUGUAGGGGCUUAACGAGAACAGAGAGGAAGAAGCAGUCACUCCGGCACAACAGGACAAUAUAUUCAGAUUAAAUCUGAAAAUGGUGGAGGCCUGCUGCCCAUGAAUUCUGAGCCUCUCCAACCCUGGUCCCAUAAUGAAACUAGUAGUAGGGUCUGCCAAAUGGCAUUAGACAAGGGCUCCAUCUGUGUAAGGACCACUGGGAGUUAGACUGGACCCAGGAUGGUAUGCCAUGUGCAGCCAUGUCAACCCCCAAUUCGCUCCUUUCCUUCCUUAGCUCUUUCUCUUCCUCCAGUUCCCAGUCCAGCCCUGUUGGCUCUCAGAAUGCAUCAUCCUUCUCCCUGCAGUGCUCUCACUGAACAUGCUCAAGCUCAAGGAACUUAUAAUCUUGUGUUCUCUGGACUCUGGAUUUAGUAAUCUGUAUUAGUCUGUUCUCACACUGCUAAUAAAGAAAUACCUGAGGUUGCUUCCAAGAUAGCUGAAUAGGAACAGCUGUGGUCUGCAGCUCCCAGCAAGAUCGAUAUAGAAGACGGGUGAUUUCUGCAUUUCCAACUGAGGUACAUGGUUCAUCUCAUUGGGACUGGUUGGACAGUGGGUGCAGCCCAUGGAAGGCAAGUUGAAGCAGGGCAGGGUAUCACCUCACCCAGGAAGCACAAGGGGUCAGGGGAUUCACCUUUCCCAUCCAAGGGAAGCCAUGACAGACUGUAACUGGAGAAACGGUACAACAGUACACUCCUAACCAAAUACUGCACUUUUCCCACAGUCUUAGCAACUGGCAGACCAGGAAAUACCCUCCUGUGCCUAGCUCAGUGGGUCCCAUGCCAAUGGAGCCUUGCUCACUGCUAGCGCAACAGUCUAAGAUCGACCCGCGACGCUGCAGCUUGAUGUGGGGAGAGGCAUCCAACAUUGCUGAGGCUUGAGUAGCUCACAGUGUAAACAAAGAGGCCCGGAAGCACGAGCUGGGCAGAGCUCACCGCUGCUCAGCAAGGCCUACUGCCUCUACAGAUUCCACCUCUGGAGGCAGGGCAUAGCAGAAAAAAAGGCAGCAGACAGCUUUUGCAGACUUAAACGUCCCUGUCUGACAGCUCUGAAGAGAGCAGUGGCUCUCUCGGCAUGGCAUUCGAGCUUCAAGAACAGACAGACUGCCUCCUCAAGCAGGUCCCUGACCCCCACGUAGCCGGACUGGGAAACACCUCCCAUCAGGGGCUGAGAGAUACCUCAAACACACAGGUGCCCCUCUGGGACGAAGCUUCCAGAGGAAGGAUCAGGCAGCAAUAUUUGCUGUUCUGCAGCCUUCGCUGGUGAUACCCAGGCAAACAGAUUCUGGAGUGGACUUCCAGCAAACUCCAGCAAACCUGCAGCUGAGGGGUCUGACUGUGGGAAGGAAAACUAACAAAGAGAAAGCAAUAGCAUCAACAUCAACAAAAAGGACAUCCACACCAAAUCCCCAUCUAUUAUAGGUCACCAACGUCAAAGUCCAAAGGUAAAUAAAACCACAAAGAUGGGGAGAGAAACCAGAGCAGAAAAGCCAAAAAUUCCAAAAAACAAGUGCCUCUUCUCCAAAGGAUCGCAGCUCCUCGCCAGCAAAGGAACAAAACUAGAUGGAGAAUGAGUUUGACAAGUUGACAGAAGUAGGCUUCAGAAGUUUGGUAAUAACAAACUUCUCUGAGCUAAAGGAGCAUGUUCUAACCCAUCGCAAAGAGGCUAAAAACCAUGAAAAAAAAGGUUAGAUGAAUGGCUAACUAGAAUAACCAGUGUAGAGAAGACCUCAAAUGACCUGAUGAAGCUGAAAACCGUGGCACAAGAACUUCGAGACUCAUGCACAAGCUUCAAUAGCCGAUUCGAUCUAGUGGAAGAAAGGAGAUCAGUGAUUGAAGAUCAAAUUAAUGAAAUAAAGUGAGAAGACAAGAAUACAGAAAAAA